Hypoxylon trugodes is the source of this 1267-nucleotide messenger RNA. RefSeq lists its product as uncharacterized. The coding region runs from base 729 to 1085 and encodes 118 amino acids. The transcript has a single exon. The record is from RefSeq and is a predicted model, not a curated record. Lineage: Eukaryota; Fungi; Ascomycota; Sordariomycetes; Xylariales; Hypoxylaceae.
CUAAUAUGACCUCCCAGCGAUUCCCAACAAAAUUAGGCAUAAAAGGGGCUUUAGUCUAUAGAAAUAUAGCUAUAUCCCCGUUCAGAUUCGUUAGCGAGGUGUAGAACUACCUCUCCGAAAAUUGGAAUGCUUUCGUCUACAUACAAACUCACGCGCCUGUCGUGACCAUCCGAGCAGCAAGGAACAAACUCCAUACAUUCGAAGUCGUCACCCCUCAAAGCACUUUUGAGUGCAAUCAUAUCAUACACGCUACAAACGCCUUUGCGACUGAUCAUAUACCCGGACUACGCGGCAAGAUGACGGGUGUUCUAAAGACCGCGACUAUGUUAAAACCAGGCCAGUUAUUCCGUACCACUCAAGGUUUUGUAUCGUGGUCGAACUCGCGCAAGGAGGGAGAAAAAGACCAUUUCAUGCAGACGCCGAUGAAAAACGGAGAUCCAGGCCAUAUUAUCCUAACCGGCAACUUUGCUCGCUCAGAAGCAAAAAAGGGGGUUAACAUGAUUGGGAACUAGGAUGAUACAUAUGUCGACCCUCUUCCCACCGCUCAUAUUCGCAACGUUAUACCGGAGGUCAUUGAUCCCUCCUGGGAGGACCCGCAGGGGUGGCAGGAUAAACAGGAGUGGUCUGGCGUCACCGCGUUCACGGGUGACCGUCUCCCUUUUGUCGGUAGACUGGAUCCGGAGCUGACUGGUCGUAAACCCGACUAUCGGAGUAACCCGGCCUUCGUGAUGAGCCCCCACAAGCCUGGCGAGUGGAUCGCGGCUGGAUACUGCGGCGAGGGCAUGAGUUGGGCGUGGCUUUGUGGAAUAGCUUUAGGUGUUAUGGCCAAAGGGAAUGAUCACAAGAUUAUUGAGGGAUCGGCCGGGAGACCGCGUGGGAGAGUACGGAACUGGUUCCCGCCUGAGCUGUAUGUGACUAAGGAGAGGUUGAAGAAGGCGGAUUUGGAGAAUCUGUCUGAGUUGUUUGUUACACCGCUCUUGGAACAGCAGAUGAUACCUCUUCAACCUGGGUCGGAGACUACUUUGGUACCUGGUUAUGGGGAUCUUCCAGGGACCAAUAUCUUCCGGCCUGAUCGAAGGUUUUGAGGGAUUGGUGGAAUGGUGCUUGGGGCUGUAAGAUAGGAUAGCGUGAGUUUGGUGUCUAGUAAAGCGGUUGUUUUUGUUUCGUGGUAUAUAGGGUGCCUAGGUAUGGUUUUGUAAGGAGAGGGAAUGACAUUCAAUAGACUAGCAUCAGCGUUGUAGUAUAAUAGACAGCAGUUCUUUUUCAA